Prunus armeniaca (apricot) is the source of this 510-nucleotide messenger RNA. The record is from the annotation of a GenBank genome assembly. NCBI's taxonomy places the organism in Eukaryota, Viridiplantae, Streptophyta, Magnoliopsida, Rosales, Rosaceae.
AUGGACUCUUUGGAUAUAGCAAAUGCAGAUCUGCUGACUAGAGCCCAUACUUGCCUCAACAAUCCCAUCUAUUCAGUUCACCUCACACCUUGGAAACUGUACUUUGAUGGGUCAAAGAUGAACAUAGCCUCUGGAGCAGGGAUUGUUUUAGAAGAACCACUGGGGAUCAGACACUUGGAAUUGGGAAUCCAAUCUGUGGAAAUCCUGGGAGAUUCUAUGCUUGUGUUGAAACAGAUUGCUGGAGAAUAUAAAUGUCUGAGUCCUUCUUUAGCUGUCUAUUUAGUGGCAGCCAGAAACCUUUUGACAGAAUUCAGAGAAGCUACUUGGGAACAUAUCCCAAGAGAAGAAAACUUUGCAGCCAAUGAAUUGGCUCAGGUAGCAACAGGUAUACAAAUACCUGAAGACUGUGUGCAAAGGAUCAUCAAGGUAGGAAAUAAGAGUCUACCAUCUGUUCUGACCAGAGGAAUGGAGAUAGAUGUUAAUUCUGCCAUAAUUACUAAAGAUGAUUAG